Messenger RNA from Opisthocomus hoazin, 423 nucleotides. The record is from RefSeq and is a predicted model, not a curated record. Lineage: Eukaryota; Metazoa; Chordata; Aves; Opisthocomiformes; Opisthocomidae.
AUGCAGCUCUUGAAAGCUCUAUGGGCACUAGCAGGAGCAGCGAUCUGCUGUUUUCUCGUGUUUGUCAUCCACUCACAGUUUCUUAAGGAAGGUCAACUGGCUGCAGGUACAUGUGAGAUUGUUACUUUGGACAGAGAUAGCAGUCAGCCCCGAAGGACUAUAGCCCGACAAACAGCUCGCUGUGCAUGUAAAAAAGGACAGAUUGCCGGUACAACAAGAGCAAGGCCAGCCUGUGUUGAUGCACGAAUUAUCAAAACAAAACAGUGGUGUGAAAUGCUUCCAUGUUUAGAAGGAGAAGGCUGUGAUCUGCUAAUCAAUAAAUCAGGCUGGACCUGUACACAACCCGGAGGACGGAUAAAGACAACCACGAUUUACAUGGAGCUUGAGUGUAAUUUACAGAAGUGCAUUUUCAAGAAUAUUUAG